UACUUCCUCAAUUUAUGCCAGCAAAUGCGAGCCCUCGGUGUAGACUGGUUAUUGCAGCAUAGCUAAAUGCUCGCUAGCUAGUUAUAUAACUCAUUGAUUGCAUUUCUAGCUAGAUCCAUCGUUUGGAUCUUUGAACUUUUGUUGAAUUAAACAACAUCUCUCUAGAAAAAUGAUCCCGGAGCUGUCCAGUCCCUCAGUGUGUAUGAGGGACCCUCAGAGGGUGGAGGAGAUCAUCAAGGCCAUGCAGAAGGCUGGCACCAGCACGAUUCAGGUGAUUUCAGACUUCGACAUGACCCUCACAUGGUUUGCCUACAAUGGGAAGCGGUGCCCUACCAGUCACAAUAUCCUGGACAACAGCAAGCUCAUCAGUGAGGAGUGCAAAGCACAGCUGAAGGACCUGCUCAACACAUAUUACCCCAUAGAGAUCGAUUCCAAACGGACAGCGGAGGAGAAGCUACCACUCAUGGUGGAGUGGUGGACUAAAGCCCAUACUCUUCUGGUGCAGCAGCGCAUCAGGAAAGACCUGCUGAAGGAUAUGGUGAAGGAGUCCGAUGCUAUGCUCAGGGAGGGCUACCAGCUGUUCUUUGACCACCUGCAGGAGCACAGCAUCCCUCUGCUCAUCUUCUCUGCUGGGCUAGGAGACGUGCUGGAGGAGGUGAUCCGCCAGGCCGGGGUCUUUCACCCCAACGUCAAGGUCUUCUCCAACUACAUGGACUUUGAUGAGACUGGAGUGCUGAAGGCCUUCAAAGGGGAGCUGAUCCACAUCUAUAACAAGAGGGAGGGAGCUCUGCUGAACACGGGCCACUUCCAGGAGCUCAAGUCACGCCACAACGUCCUGCUGUUGGGAGACUCUCUGGGGGACCUGACCAUGGCUGAUGGGGUGCACAGCAUGGAGAACAUCCUCAAGAUCGGCUUCCUCAACGACAAGGUGGAGGAGAGGAAGACGUCCUACCUGAAUGCUUAUGACAUCGUGCUGGUGAAGGAUGAGACCAUGGAUGUGCCGAACGCCCUACUGCUCCACCUCACCGGCACCAAGUGACCUGACCAUGAACUUCAUCUCACUGGCCAAUCAGUAACGAGCGUUCCGACGCUACAGGAAAUAUGUCGUGCUGGUUUAGAAAGCUCUUGCUCAGGAAGUGCCAGUAGUCAAAUACCAUGAGCCAAGUCAGAAUGGUAUUGUUUUUGGUCUUUUACUAAAGCUCCAAUGGCUGUUUGUGUGGGUCACUGGGAUGGAUUCCAGACUGUGUCGCCCUUCCACGCUCCUCCAGUUGAAUCCUUGUUGAACACUUACAACUUGAGAGCAACAUCCUUUAUAGUCCUACAAUUUGAUUUGAUUUACUCUACUCAGCAACCCUACGGUCACAUUCUCAAUUGUUUAUGAACCAUCAAUAGUCCAACUGAAAUGGAACAGGGAAACUAGGUGACUUCCCCGUCUGGUAAAUGUGUAUUGGGUUUGUGGGGAGAGAAACUUUACUGGUGAUAUGUAUGCUCUGUCUACAUAUGAGGAAUGUACAGCACCAGUAAAACAUUUGGACACACCUACACAUUCAAGGGUUUUUCUUUAUUUUUACAAUUUUCUACAUUUUAGAAUAAUAGUGAAGACAUCAAAACUAUGAAAUAACACAUUUGGAAUCAUGUAGUAACUAAAAAAAAGUGUUAAACAAAUCAAAAUAUAGUUUAUAUUUCAGAUUCUUUAAAGUAGCCACCCUUUGCCUUGAUGACAGAUUUGCACACUCUUGAUAUUCUCUCAACCAGCUUCACCUGGAAUGCUUUUCCAACGGUCUUGAAGGAGUUCCCACAUAUGCUGAGCAGUUCUUGGCUGCUUUUCCUUUAUUCUGUGGUCCAACUCAUCCCAAACCAUCUCAAUUGGGUUGAGGUCGGGUGUUUGUGGAGGCCAGGUCAUCUGAUGCAGCCUGGAGGUGUGUUGGGUCAUUGUCCUGUUGAAAGACAAGUGAUAGCCCAGCAGAGUGUAAACCAGAUGGGAUGGCGUAUCGCUGCAAAAUCCUGUGGUAGCCAUGCUGGUUAAGUGUGCCUUGAAUUUUAAAUAAAUCACAGACAGUGUCACCAGCAAAACACCCCCACAUCAUCACACCUUCUCCGUACUUCACGGUGGGAACCACACAUGCAGAGAUCAUCCCGUUCACCUAAUCUCAACUUUUAACUCAUCAAACCUAAGGACGGAUUUCCUCCAGUCUAAUGUCUAUUGCUUGUGUUUUUUGGCCAAAGCAAAUCUCUUCUUAUUGGUGUCCUUUAGUAGUUUAUCUUUGCAGCAAUUCGACCAUGAAGGACUGAUUCAUGCUGUCUCUUCUGAACAGUUGAUGUUGAGAUGUGUAUGUUUCUUGAACUCUGUGAAGUAUUUAUUUGGGCUGCCAUUUCUGAGGCUGGUAACUCUAAAGAACUUAGAGGGGGUUUUCCUUUGGUCCUCAUGAGAGCCAGUUUAAUCAUAGCUCUUGAUGUUUUUUUGCGACUCCACUUGAAGAAACGUUAACAUUUCUUGAAAUGUUCUGCAUUGACUGACUUUCAUGUUUGAAAGUAAUAAUGGAUUGGAAUUUCUCUUUGCUUAUUUGAGCUGUUCUUGUCAUAAUAUGGACUUAUCUUUUGUAUACCACCCCUACCUUGUCACAACACAACUGAUUGGCUCAAAUGCAUUAAGAAGGAAAUAAAUUCCACAAAUUAAUUUUUAACAAGGCACACCUGUUAAUUGAAAUGCAUUCCAGGUGACUACCUCAUGAAGCUGGUUGAGAGAAUGCCAUGAGUGUGCAAAGCUGUCGUCAAGGCAAAGGGUGGCUACUUUGAAGAAUCUCAAAUAUAAAAUAUAUUUUGAUUUGUUCAACACUUUUUUUUGUGUGUUAUUUCAUUGUUUUGAUGCCUUCACUAUUAUUCUACAAUGUAGAAAAUAGUACAAAUAAAGAAACACCCUGGAAUGAGUAGGUGUGUCCAAACUUUUGACUGGUACUGUAUGCAUGUGGGUGCUGUUGUUUAGAUCUAGAUGUUGUUGUCUUCUCUGUACAGAUGAAAGUUGAAUGAGUUAUGGUUUGUUUGUCAUGUGGGACCUAUAUUUGUCAUAUAAAGGGAAAGAAGACAGGAUAGAGGGCAAUCUAACUUGACUUUUGCCGUAUCAGUUUGAAACGCCAGUGUUUUAUCUUAGUGUUCUAUACGCCAUCUUUUUUGUUUCGUGAGACUUUGUUCUCGCCCUUUUUUUUGAGAAGUGUCUAUUCAAUGAGAAUGAUUACAGUAAAUGAGGUUCAUGUUAGGCACUUAUUUAUUUUCAUCUCUUAAUAGACUACUGUUUUAUGUGGAUAUCAUCAGUAUGGAAUCUGAUGAUACUGUGUCACACGGCAUUAUGGCAUAGGGUUGUGUGCGUGGCUUCGUUUUACAAUGGACUUUUUUGGGCGCCACAGUGCCACCAUGUGGUCAAAUUAAUAGUAAUUCGAGCCAUGUGUAUAUAUUGACAUUUACAGUAUCACUCCAUGCUAGUCUCAAAAAUCCAUCCACCUUUAGCCUUGAUACAUCGAAAUUACAUGACAAAGGUAAUAGAAUUUUGAAUAUUUGCCAUGUUUAUAUUUUCUCUGAAAUGCCAUCACUUUCUGUAAAACAGCAGAGUUUUGAUUAUGUUGUAUCUUUUAGAGUCCAAUUGUUGCCUUUUAGAGUCCUGUAAAAGUAAUGGUUGACCUAUUCGGUUUAUGGUGAAGAACAUCUGAAUAUUUAGUACUUUUCAUUUUUUGUAUGACGGCAAAACAUUUAAUUGCCACAUAAUGGAGGUUUUUAGUUAUUGGUACAGCCAAGGCAUCGGAUUCUAUUGCUAUUAUUAGUAUGUUUUGCCAAAUUAUAGUAUAACAUUACAUGUUUAAAGAUUUGAAGUGGAAAUCCAUUCAUAUUAAAUGGCGAUGUCACAGGUACAGUACGCAAGAAUCCGGUCAUACAUUUCCCUUGAGACGUGUGUGGGGACAGUGUGUUCGCUGCAUUGUAUUUUGAGGGGACAGUGUGUUUGCUACAUUGUAUUUUUCACCUGUAUGAGAUACGUAGGCAGAACAGGAUAAUCUCUCCACAACUGUAAAUAAAAUGUGGCCACUGAACCCUUGUUUCACUUCA
Molecule: messenger RNA, 4092 nt
Organism: Oncorhynchus keta (chum salmon)
Lineage: Eukaryota; Metazoa; Chordata; Actinopteri; Salmoniformes; Salmonidae
Product: cytosolic 5'-nucleotidase 3-like
Exons: 9
Coding region: 170-1039 (289 amino acids)
Cellular component (GO): cytoplasm
Molecular function (GO): magnesium ion binding; 5'-nucleotidase activity
Source: RefSeq, a predicted model, not a curated record